GGGCUAACUCGUUAAAAAUCUCUUUUUUAGGUUUUACGCAUUGAAAUUCAGUUCGGAACCCAGACACACUGCCGCCUCUUCCCUGUACUAUUUGGCCUUUUCGAUAGCUCUAUCUCCGGCGAACCUUCACAACUUUUUUAAGCCAGACCGGUCUACCUGAGCUCCGGGGACUCCGGCGACCGACUCCGUAAACAUUGCGACCUCGCACUUUCUACCACCUGUAAUUUUCGUAGUAAGCAUUUUCUCCAAGAGAAUUUAAGAAACCAAUCUGUCAUCCAAUUAUGGCUUCCCACUCUCCGAAUCUAGAGUGCCGCAUGUACGAGGCAAAGUAUCCAGAGGUCGACAUGGCAGUGAUGAUUCAAGUUAAGAACAUCGCUGAUAUGGGUGCAUAUGUGUCACUCCUAGAGUACAACAACAUCGAGGGCAUGAUCCUAUUCUCAGAGCUUUCUCGCCGUCGGAUUCGUAGUGUGAGCAGCCUGAUCAAGGUGGGCCGCAUUGAGCCUGUCAUGGUCCUCAGGGUAGAUAGGGAAAAGGGUUAUAUCGAUUUGAGCAAAAGGAGAGUUUCAGAGGAGGAUAUUCAGGCCUGUGAGGAGAGGUACAACAAGAGCAAGCUUGUUCACUCGAUCAUGCGCCAUGUGGCUGAGACAUUGGGCAUUGAUUUGGAGGAAUUGUACAUCAAUAUUGGCUGGCCUUUAUAUCGGGCUUAUGGCCAUGCUUUUGAGGCUUUCAAAAUAAUUGUUACUGAUCCUGAUUCAGUUCUGAAUUCCCUCACUCGUGAAGUUAAAGAAAUUGGCCCUGAUGGGCAGGAGACAACUAAAAUAGUUCCUGCACUGUCAGAGGAAGUUAAAGAUUCUCUAAUAAAGAAUAUUAGGAGACGGAUGACCCCACAGCCUCUGAAAAUUCGGGCAGAUAUUGAAAUGAAAUGUUUCCAGUUUGACGGUGUUCUGCACAUUAAGGAUGCCAUGCGGAAAGCAGAAGCUGCUGGCAACAAUGACUGUCCUGUCAAAAUUAAAUUGGUUGCUCCUCCACUUUACGUUCUGACCACUCAAACUCUUGACAAGGAACAAGGAAUAUCAGUUCUUAACAAUGCAAUUGUAGCUUGCUCCCAAGCAAUAGAACAACAUAAGGGGAAACUUACUGUGAAGGAGGCACCCAGAGCCGUGAGUGAACGGGAUGACAAAUUACUUGCUGAGCACAUGGCCAAAUUACGAAAUGCAAAUGAGGAGGUGAGUGGUGAUGAGGACAGCGAGGAAGAGGAAGACACGGGAAUGGGGGAAGUCGAUGUGGACAAUGCUGGCAGUGGGAUUACAGAGUGAAAAUGCGGCACAGAUACUGACAAUUAUUUUUUGUUUUUUUGGAGCAAUUUUGAUUCAUGUAUUCAGUGUAUCUGGCAAAAUUGUAGCUGAAAUUUGCUGCUUCUUGUUGUGUCUAAAUGUUCACUUAUUAAAUUAUGAACUGAAAGAAAUUUUCUUUUAUGAUUAAAAACACUGACAUCUUCGGAAUUAUCUGUGAGCUCUGAGAAUUAAUGGAUAGAUUCUGUGUUCUAAGUUCUUGUUCA
This is a messenger RNA of Ziziphus jujuba (common jujube), 1558 nucleotides long. Its product is annotated as eukaryotic translation initiation factor 2 subunit alpha homolog. Bases 282 to 1316 code for a protein of 344 amino acids. Lineage: Eukaryota; Viridiplantae; Streptophyta; Magnoliopsida; Rosales; Rhamnaceae. Gene Ontology annotation, cellular component: eukaryotic 48S preinitiation complex; multi-eIF complex; eukaryotic translation initiation factor 2 complex. The record is from RefSeq and is a predicted model, not a curated record. The transcript is spliced from 8 exons. Gene Ontology annotation, molecular function: RNA binding; translation initiation factor activity; ribosome binding.